Molecule: messenger RNA, 5631 nt
Organism: Drosophila nasuta
Lineage: Eukaryota; Metazoa; Arthropoda; Insecta; Diptera; Drosophilidae
Gene: GABA-B-R1
Product: gamma-aminobutyric acid type B receptor subunit 1
Exons: 17
Coding region: 831-3377 (848 amino acids)
Biological process (GO): gamma-aminobutyric acid signaling pathway; G protein-coupled receptor signaling pathway
Cellular component (GO): G protein-coupled receptor heterodimeric complex; membrane
Molecular function (GO): G protein-coupled GABA receptor activity
Source: RefSeq, a predicted model, not a curated record
GUCAGUCAUGGAGUUCCAGUCGUCGGAUACAUGUGGAACGCAGCGAACACAAAACAGCGCGCCUCGCCCCGAAAUACAAUGCGAAGAAAAUUUUUACAAAAGUUGUGUAUAAAAGAAGUGAAGUAACUGCAACCUCUGUAUAUAUAUACAUUUAUUUGUGUAUAUAUGAGUGUGAAUUAAUAUAUAAAUUAAUAUGUUUGCCAAAUAUGUUACAAAUUCUAAACUCGACAAGUGACGCAAAAAGUUUAAUUUAAAAUUUAAUGAAAUAAUAAAAGUGUGAAAAAUUGAACAUAAAUGUCGUACAUUACAGCAUUUGAUUAUCGUUAAAAAAUCUAGAUUGGGAAAAAAUAGAAAGCAAGAGAAAAACCGUAGCUGAUAAAAAAUUUAAAAUUCAAUUUAAAGCUUUUGUAAAGCUCCACGCCCCGUCGGCUAUUGUUGUUGUUGUUGUUGUUGUCGUGGGUGCCGUGUGUUGCAGAAGUAGCAACAAAUGCAGCUGCAACUGCAGCGGGAAGCAAACUAAUAAUCAUCAUUUAAGGAUGAUCUGCUCGGCUUACGGCAUUUCAUUAAAAUGGAUUUGCGCCAAUACCAACGCGCUAAGCUGCAUUUGUGCAACGGAUUAUCGAUUGUAGUGCGCAGUCAUCAAACAAUCCAACAGCAACAUAGUGCAAAGAAUAAUACCAACAACAACCACUGAGCUUGAGUUUUAGUUUUUGGGCCUUCACAAAAAGUUUUGUAUCUUAUGAAACAAUUGACGUGCCGGCCAAGGCAGCAGCAGCAGCAGCAGCAACCAACAAAAUCGCAACACAUUUUUAAACGGCAUACGCAAAGAUAUGACAAGUGAUGGUGCUGUUACGUUUUGGAUAUUUUUGCUUUGUUUGAUCGGCUCGCCGCAUUUGGAGGGCAGCGAGGCGGGUAGGCCGGAUGAGCUGCAUAUCGGCGGCAUCUUUCCCAUUGCGGGCAAAGGAGGAUGGCAGGGUGGGCAGGCAUGCAUGCCCGCCGCAAGACUGGCAUUGGAUGAUGUCAACAAGGAGCCAAAUCUGCUGCCAGGUUUCAAGCUCAUCCUGCACAGCAACGACAGCGAGUGUGAACCUGGUUUGGGUGCCAGUGUGAUGUAUAAUCUACUUUACAACAAGCCGCAAAAGCUGAUGUUGCUGGCAGGAUGCAGCACCGUGUGCACCACUGUGGCAGAGGCAGCCAAAAUGUGGAAUCUAAUUGUUCUUUGUUAUGGAGCCUCAAGUCCUGCCCUAUCCGAUCGCAAGCGUUUUCCAACACUGUUCCGAACGCAUCCCUCGGCAACGGUACACAAUCCUACGCGCAUCAAGCUAAUGAAAAAGUUCGGCUGGUCCCGUGUGGCCAUCUUACAACAGGCCGAAGAAGUAUUCAUAUCGACUGUAGAGGAUCUCGAGAAUCGUUGCAUGGAAGCUGGCGUCGAAAUCGUAACUAGACAAUCAUUUCUAUCCGAUCCAACAGACGCCGUGCGUAAUCUUAGACGUCAAGAUGCCCGCAUCAUUGUGGGUCUUUUUUAUGUGGUGGCAGCGAGACGAGUUCUCUGCGAGAUGUAUAAACAACAGCUUUACGGACGUGCACACGUUUGGUUUUUUUAUGGUUGGUACGAGGACAACUGGUACGAGGCAAACUUGGAGAACGAGGGCAUUACCUGCACUGUGGAGCAAAUGAGAAUCGCAGCAGAGGGACAUCUUACAACUGAGGCGCUCAUGUGGAAUCAGAACAAUCAGACAACAAUUUCCGGCAUGACUGCCGAGGAAUUUCGACAUCGACUGAAUCAAGCCCUUAUUGAUGAGGGCUAUGACAUUAACCAUGACCGCUAUCCAGAAGGCUACCAGGAGGCGCCGCUGGCUUACGACGCUGUCUGGAGUGUGGCAUUAGCUUUCAACAAAACAAUGGAACGGUUAACUUCGAGAAAGAAAUCGCUAAGAGAUUUCACGUACACGGACAAGGAAAUCGCCGAUGACAUCUAUGCGGCCAUGAACUCAACCCAGUUUUUAGGCGUAUCGGGAGUGGUUGCAUUCAGCUCACAGGGCGAUCGUAUAGCCCUCACUCAAAUCGAACAGAUGGUAAAUGGGAAAUAUGAGAAGCUAGGAUAUUACGACACCCAGCUGGAUAAUCUUACUUGGCUAAAUAUGGAACAAUGGAUUGGUGGCAAGGUUCCUCAAGAUCGCACAAUUGUUACCCAUGUGCUGCGAACGGUUUCUUUGCCAUUAUUCGUCUGCAUGGGGACAAUCUCUAGUUGUGGCAUCUUUGUAGCUUUUGCUCUGAUCAUCUUCAACAUAUGGAAUAAGCAUCGCAGAGUUAUACAAUCUUCACAUCCGGUCUGCAAUACCAUAAUGCUCUUUGGCGUUAUCAUUUGUCUAAUAUCAGUCAUAUUACUGGGCAUAGAUGGCCGUUUUGUCAGCCCUCACGAAUAUCCAAAGAUUUGUCAAGCUCGAGCUUGGCUAUUAUCCACCGGUUUUACACUUGCGUAUGGCGCAAUGUUCAGCAAAGUAUGGCGAGUGCAUCGAUUUACAACAAAAGCAAAAACUGACCCGAAGAAAAAAGUGGAACCUUGGAAGCUAUACACCAUGGUUUCGGGGCUCUUAUCAAUAGAUUUAGUGAUAUUACUGUCUUGGCAGAUCUUUGAUCCGCUGCAGCGAAUACUUGAAACAUUCCCACUCGAAGAUCCAGUAUCUACAACUGAUGAUAUUAAAAUACGUCCAGAGCUGGAGCAUUGUGAAAGUGAACGUAAUUCCAUGUGGUUAGGACUAGUCUAUGGCUUUAAGGGUCUAAUACUCGUAUUUGGCUUAUUCUUGGCCUACGAGACGCGAUCCAUUAAAGUGAAGCAGAUCAACGACUCGCGCUAUGUGGGUAUGAGCAUUUACAAUGUGGUCGUGUUGUGCCUGAUAACAGCUCCCGUGGGCAUGGUCAUUGCAUCGCAACAGGACGCCUCAUUCGCCUUUGUUGCACUAGCUGUGAUAUUCUGUUGUUUCCUAAGCAUGCUGCUGAUAUUUGUGCCAAAAGUUAUUGAGGUCGUACGACAUCCGAAAGAUAAGGCAGAAUCAAAGUACAAUCCAGACUCGGCCAUAUCGAAAGAAGACGAGGAACGCUAUCAAAAAUUAGUAACCGAAAACGAGGAAUUGCAACGAUUAAUAACCCAGAAAGAGGAAAAGAUACGAGUAUUACGGCAACGGCUAGUCGAACGUGACGUCAAUACGAAGAGCACAGAACUGAAUCCCACAUCGGGUACCUGUGGUGGCACGGCAACAACAUCGCUUGCAAUGCAGCCUCAAUCAGCUUCAAUCAUCAACACAACUGCAUCCGCACAUGCAACGCCCUCAGCUACGCUCGCGAUCACACAAGAUACUCACGAGCACCGUACAUGAAAAAACUUGUCAAUUUCCUUUGCGUGAUAGGUGAAUUAUACAAAGAAGCUUCUAAAGUACAUUUAAUAAAUAUGUAUGUAUGCAUGUACACGUAUGAACUUGAAAAACUUUGUAUCAACUUUAAGCUGAGCUAAAUAAGAAAAUUGGUAGCAGCAAUUUUUAGAAAUAACUGAAAUAUUUAUUGUACCUUAAAUGUGUUUAGAAACUACUUAUAAAAAAAAUCUUAUAAACUUACGGAACCUAAUAUUAACGAUACGGAAAAUUUACUAAAAUCGUUAGUCUGUAAAGUUAAAUCCUUCACAAAGACUAAGUCAAGUCAUACCAAACUAUUAAUAAAUUCAAUCAUGUUGAACUUUAGUCAUUUUUAAAUUGCGAUAGCAAGCAAAUUGUUGUGUUAGAUACAUACAUAUGGUCUUGCUUAGUGAGCAUUUUCCCAUAAACCUCUUUUGCUCAGUGCUAUCUCCUAGAGCUAUACACACAUUCCCACACAACGUUUCCCAAGGCGGCCUUUUCCAUUUCGUAUUUAAAUACAAACAUAUUUAUGUUCAGCCGCACCAAUACGAGCUCUUAGACUCUAGAACCAGACUUCUAGAAAGUUUGGUGUAUUUACUUAGCUUAGGUUAGUGUUAGAUUUUGUAUAGAUCAUGUGUCCGAAUAUGUGUGUGUAAAUUUAGGGCGUGUCCAAAAACUCUCGUACUUACAUACUAUAUGUACUCGUUAUGCACUCAAAUACAAUGUUUUAGUAGCUUACAUUUUUGGGAGUCAAAGGUAGCACUACCAGGGAAGGAACACAUAGCAAACCUUAGAUAAUGAAAUACAUAAUGGCAUAGUUUAGUGUAAUCAUAAUGUAAUAAAUGCAUAUAUUAUAUUUGGGGGAGGGGGUGUUAUGUGCUAGUACAACAUUAUGAUUUUUAUCUACUGUUAUAUAUAUAGAAAAUGGACGAAAGGAAUUUGAAAGCAAAGGAAAUUUUUGAACACACUGUAAGUUCUAAAAUUGCAUUUAUAAAAUUACGUAUGUGAAUUAAAUGCAACAUUAUAUAUUAUAAUAGGAAUUGACAUUAUUUUAAAAGGUAAAAAAACAAAAGCAAAACCUAAAACCUACUGAAAAGAAUUCUCAAAAAUGUAAUAAAUCCAAUUGGAUCCCUUUUUAUUCAAUCACUCUAAUUCACCACGAAAAGAGCUGUAAUAAAAUAAACAAAUUAUCAUGAAACACACAUUAAUAGACAACAUCAAAUUCCUACGAAAUGAAAGACUUUAAACUAUAAGCCGUUAAAUAAAAUACAAUAGAACUAUACACACCAAAUAAUGGAUAAUUAUAGACACACACAUUCUACGAGUACUUAAGCUAAUAAAAAUAUACACAUAUACAUUUAUAUGAAAAUUAAAGAGCAAAAGGAAAUUUAUACAAUGCAAAAACGACAUUUCUAGUUGAUAUUGUUAAGAAUCGUUGGAAUUUGUAGAUUAAUUUGACCGUAAUUCAUAUAGGGAACGCUGUUAGGGUAGCUGUAUUUUUAAACAUGUUCAUGUAUAUUGUAUAUAGCAUGUUAAGCUAAUUUACAAUCUCUUCCGACGAAAUUGGAAGCGAUCAUAGCUACAAUUGUAAUUUUUACUCAAAGUUAAACACGAAACACAUAAGUCAAACAAUUUUUAAUAUUUUUGGUUAUUUUUUCUUACGUCAAGCUCAGUCACAAAAAACUACCAGAAGUCAGAAUUACAACUGCAACACAAAAUCCGAAUGUUUAAAUGUAAACUAAGUAACACUUUAGCAAAGCUAACUGUCGUAUAUAUGAGUAAAGAAAAGUGGAUUAAUAUUUAUUUAUUUAUUUAGUGACAACAAACAAAAUAAUGGCAGCAAACAAUUGUAGCAAUAUGAAGCAAGAAAACUCGGUAUGUUCUUAUGAAAGUAACAUUAACGAAUUAAUUUAAAGAUUAUAAAUAUAUGAAAAUUUUACUGAAUAAACACAAAGCAAAACCAAUAAAAAGUAAAACCAGAUUGCAGAUAAUUGUCUUAUAUUAAAAGGAACGAAAUAAAAUGUCAAAUGUUGCAUGUUUUCGCCGACUACGACCUUAAUAAGAAAAAUGUUUUUGGCAGAAAGUCAGUUCUUUGACAAAUUGAUCAAACUUCAUCUCAACGAUAUAAAAUUAUUGUUCUCAAGGGGUAACAGCUACUGAGCACGGGAUUUGCCAUCGCUUACUUUACAAGAGCUUUGGGCAAAAGCUUUAAGCUUUCGAUAGCAUAUUAAGCUGCGAACAG